AUGGGUCACCCAGCGGGUCUUCGCGCGGGAACGCGCUAUGCGUUCAGCAGAAACUUCCGUGAGAAGGGUAUGAUCAAGCUCUCCACGUACCUCCGCGAGUACCGGGUUGGCGACAUUGUCGACAUCAAGGCCAAUGGUGCCGUUCAGAAGGGUAUGCCUCACAAGGUCUACCACGGCAAGACCGGUGUCAUCUACAACGUCACCAAGUCCGCUGUCGGCAUCAUCAUCUACAAGAAGGUGAAGCACCGCUACAUCGAGAAGCGCAUCAACAUCCGCGUCGAGCACAUCUCGCCCUCCCGUUCGAGAGAUGACUUCCUGCGCCGCGUCAAGGAGAACGCUGCGCUGAAGAAGCAGGCCCAGGCCGAGGGCAAGGCCCUCCAGCUCAAGCGUCUCCCCCUCAUGCCCCGUGAGGCCCGCACCGUCGACUUCAAGGAGAACAAGCCCGAGACUGUCACCCCUCUCCCUUACGAGACGACGAUUUAG
Molecule: messenger RNA, 483 nt
Organism: Colletotrichum navitas
Lineage: Eukaryota; Fungi; Ascomycota; Sordariomycetes; Glomerellales; Glomerellaceae
Product: ribosomal protein L21e
Exons: 3
Coding region: 1-483 (160 amino acids)
Biological process (GO): translation
Cellular component (GO): ribosome; cytosolic large ribosomal subunit
Molecular function (GO): structural constituent of ribosome
Source: RefSeq, a predicted model, not a curated record